Molecule: messenger RNA, 4476 nt
Organism: Penicillium samsonianum
Lineage: Eukaryota; Fungi; Ascomycota; Eurotiomycetes; Eurotiales; Aspergillaceae
Product: putative ABC transporter
Exons: 15
Coding region: 1-4476 (1491 amino acids)
Biological process (GO): transmembrane transport
Cellular component (GO): membrane
Molecular function (GO): ATP binding; ABC-type transporter activity; ATP hydrolysis activity
Source: RefSeq, a predicted model, not a curated record
AUGGCAAACGACGAUUCUGUGGAAAGCGAGUCCGCGUUAACUGCAAACCCAGCACACAUUCACCGCAAUUCCGUUUCUUCCUCUGAGAGUCCAUCCUCGCCUGUCAAUUCGCCUCCAACGGAACAUUACGCGCCAAUACGCACUACACCAUCAGACUCCCGGGCAGAUUCUACAGAGCUAAGGUUAGAUGACGAUGGCGUCGCACGUACACUAUCUCGCCGACGCAGCUAUGCCUCCGGUCAUGAUACAAAAGGAGAGGAGUGGGCCCAAAUAGAAAGACUGAUCUCACGGAUGUUCGGCUCCGAGCGCAAAGCAAAUUCCGAAGAAGAGAAAACACGCCAUGUUGGAGUUGUUUGGAAAAAUCUCACCGUGAAGGGCGUGGGCCUUGGGGCUGCUCUUCAACCUACCAACGGGGACAUAUUUCUCGGGUUGCCACGGCUCAUUAAGCAACUAUUCAGUCGGGGCAGGAAAGGUGCCGGGACCGGAAAAGCACCGAUACGAACUAUCUUAGACGAUUUUACUGGCUGUAUUCGUCCGGGGGAGAUGCUUCUUGUUCUGGGCCGCCCUGGCUCUGGCUGUUCCACUUUCUUGAAAGCGCUCGGCAACCAACGAGCGGGCUACGAAAGCAUUGAAGGGGAUGUGCGGUAUGGCGGCACCAGUUCAGAAAAUAUGGCAAAGAAGUAUAGGUCUGAAGUCUUGUACAACCCCGAGGAUGAUCUCCAUCAUGCAACUUUAACUGUGCGAGAUACUUUGCUUUUUGCCUUGAAAUCGCGAACUCCCGACAAAGCCUCACGAAUUCCAGGCGAAAGCCGAAAGGAAUAUCAGCAGACCUUCUUGUCUGCCAUAGCUAAGCUGUUCUGGAUUGAACAUGCUCUGGGGACCAGAGUUGGCAACGAACUCAUUCGCGGAGUUUCCGGGGGCGAGAAGAAACGAACCUCAAUUGCUGAAGCCAUGGUUACAAAGGCUAGCACCCAGUGCUGGGACAACUCUACCAAGGGCUUGGACGCUAGCACUGCGCUGGAGUAUGUUCAAAGCUUACGAAGUCUAACAAACACCGCCAACGUUUCGACGGUGGUAGCUCUCUACCAGGCCUCGGAGAAUUUAUUUGAUCUUUUUGAUAAGGUGAUUCUGAUUGAAGAUGGAAAAUGCUCGUUCUUCGGACCCAGCCAAGAUGCAAAGGCCUAUUUCGAACGGCUUGGCUUUGAAUGCCCCCCGCGUUGGACAACCCCCGACUUUUUGACUUCUAUCAGUGACCCUCAUGCAAGACGUGUCAAAGAUGGCUGGGAGGACCGAAUCCCUCGAAAUGCAGCUGAAUUCCAAGCUGCGUAUCGCAAAAGUGAUACUUAUCAAGGCAACCUGGCGGACAUUGAAAGCUUUGAGGGUGAUAUCGAAUGCCAAAGACACGAGAGAGAGGCUGCAAGAAGUAAAACCAAACGGAAAAACUAUACGAUUUCAUUCUACAAACAGGUUAUGAUUCUCACACAUCGUCAGUUUCUGGUAAUGUUCGGUGACAGAGAGUCAUUGAUUGGAAAGUGGAGUGUGAUAACAUUUCAAGCCCUCAUUGUUGGUAGCUUGUUUUACAAUCUCCCAUAUACAAGCAAUGGUGUUUUCCAGAGAGGUGGUGUGAUGUUCUUUAUACUUCUUUUCAAUGCAUUGCUUGCUCUGGCAGAACUGACAGCAGCAUUUGCGGGUCGACCAAUCUUGAUGAAACAUAAAAGCUUCUCCUUCUAUCGCCCUGCGGCAUAUGCGCUUGCCCAGGUUGUGGUUGAUGUGCCUCUUGUGUUCAUACAAGUCGUUCUAUUCGAUAUCAUAGUAUACUUCAUGGCAAACCUUGCACGCACACCUUCCCAGUUCUUCAUAAAUCUACUUAUUAUUUUCACUCUCACAAUGACCAUGUACUCAUUCUUUCGUGCCCUUGGGGCUCUAUGUGCCUCAUUGGAUAUUGCCACGCGUCUCACUGGUGUCGCCAUACAGGCAUUGAUUGUGUACACAGGCUAUCUCAUUCCUCCGUGGAAAAUGCACCCCUGGUUAAAGUGGCUCAUUUGGAUCAACCCUGUCCAAUACGCAUUUGAGGCAUUGAUGGCCAAUGAGUUCUACAAUCUUCAGAUAAAGUGUGAACCACCCUACAUUGUGCCUAAUGGGCCAAAUGCGGUGCCUGGUCACCAAGCCUGUGCAAUCCAAGGCAGUGAUCCAGACCAGUUGAUUGUUCAUGGUCCCCAGUAUAUUAAAACAGCGUACAAUUACAGCAGAGCCCAUCUGUGGCGAAAUUUCGGCAUAAUCGUUGGGUGGCUCAUCUUUUUCGUCUGUUUGACAGUGUUGGGAAUGGAGUUGCAGAGACCUAACAAGGGUGGCAGCUCGGUCACGGUGUUCAAAAGAAGUGAAGCCCCAAAAGCAGUUCAAGAUGUCAUCAAACGAUCCGGCCCCCGAGAAGAUGAGGAAUCCGCGGAGAAGGACGGGGUAGCAUCCAACACAAAUGAUGGCGACAUCAGUAUAUCCAGUGACAAAGUCCAGGACAUAGCUAAAAACACCGCAAUUUUUACGUGGCAAGACGUCAACUACACCAUUCCAUACAAGGGUGGACACAGACAACUAUUGGAAAAUGUUCAUGGGUAUGUCAAGCCUGGUCGGCUGACUGCAUUGAUGGGUGCUUCUGGCUCAGGCAAAACCACCUUGCUCAAUGCCCUAGCACAGCGAAUCAACUUUGGUGUAGUCACAGGAAAUUUCCUAGUUGAUGGAAGGCCUCUCCCAAGAAGCUUCCAGAGAGCGACCGGGUUUGCGGAGCAAAUGGACAUUCACGAACCCACCGCUACAGUGCGGGAAUCUCUUCGGUUCUCUGCUCUCUUGCGGCAACCAAAAGAAGUCCCAUUACAAGAAAAAUAUGAUUAUUGUGAGACAAUCAUUGACUUGUUAGAAAUGCGGUCCAUCGCCGGCGCAACUGUUGGAUCUGCUGGGUCAGGCCUCAACCAGGAGCAGCGCAAACGACUCACCAUUGCAGUAGAACUAGCAAGUAAACCCGAGCUGUUGCUUUUCCUGGACGAGCCCACGUCCGGCCUCGAUUCUCUGGCCGCGUUUAACAUUGUACGCUUCCUUCGCCGACUUGCAGAUGCCGGACAAGCCGUUCUCUGUACAAUCCAUCAACCUUCUGCUGUGUUGUUUGAGAAUUUCGACGAGCUCUUGCUACUGAAAAGCGGUGGAAUUGUUGUUUACAAUGGGCCCCUUGGGAAUGACUCCAAGACGCUGAUUGAUUACUUGGAACAAAAUGGCGGGAGGAAGUGCUCACCACAUGAAAAUCCGGCAGAGUAUAUGUUGGAAGUCAUUGGAGCCGGAAAUCCUGAUUAUAAAGGCCAAGACUGGGGCAAUGUGUGGUCCAACUCGCCAGAAUCCAAGCAGUUUUCCGAUGAACUAGAGGGUAUCAUCGCCUCCCGUCGCAAUGCUCAAAAUGAUGAGAAGGUUAACGACGAUCGCGAGUAUGCAAUGCCUCUCUACGUUCAAACAGUCGCAGUCACCAAGCGCGCAUUCGUGGCUUAUUGGAGGAUCCCGAACUACAUCCUUGGUAAAUUCAUGCUCCACAUUUUCACUGGCCUUUUCAACACCUUCACAUUCUGGCAUUUAGGCAAUAGUUUAAUCGACAUGCAAUCACGACUCUUCUCUGUCUUCAUGACAUUGACGAUAGCUCCGCCGCUGAUACAGCAACUCCAACCGCGAUAUAUCCAUUUUCGAGGCCUUUAUAAAUCUCGCGAAGCUAACUCCAAGAUCUACUCUUGGGCUGCCUUUGUGACGAGCACUAUUAUCCCAGAACUGCCAUACGCGAUUGUUGCCGGGUCAAUUUACUUUAACUGCUGGUACUGGGGGACUUGGUUUCCACGCGACUCGUUCAGUUCCGGCUACGUGUGGAUGUUGCUGAUGCUCUUUGAACUAUACUAUAUUGGACUGGGUCAAUUCAUAGCCGCACUUGCUCCUAAUGAGCUAUUUGCAAGCUUGCUCGUGCCAACUUUCUUUACCUUCAUUGCUUCAUUCUGUGGUGUUGUCGUCCCCUACGUCGCGUUGCCGCAUUUUUGGCAGUCGUGGAUGUACUGGCUUACUCCUUUCCACUAUCUACUUGAGGGAUUCCUUGGAGUCAUCAUGCAUAAUGUCCCCAUACGCUGUAUUGAGCGUGAAGAAUCCCGCUUUAGCCCUCCGGCUGGCAUGAACUGCCAAGAAUAUGCUGGGUCUUAUGCCGAAAAAUCUGGUGGAUAUGUCCGAGACGCUGGAAAUGGGAUUUGCGCAUUCUGUCAAUACUCGACCGGUGAUCAAUAUGCUAAAAGCCUCAAUGUGUUUUACUCACACAAGUGGAGAGAUUAUGGGAUUCUCUGGGCGUUUAUCAUCUUCAACUUUACUCUUGUUUUUGCGUUCUCCUGGUUGUAUUUGCACGGUGUUCGCAACAUGAAACGCUGGUUCAGUGCGCGUAAGACGAGAAAGGGCAGAGACCGUUCUUGA